AUGGAGGAGGAGUUGACGGGAAAACAAAUCGAUCUUCCACCGGAGGUGAUGCAUGAGAUUCUAUCAAGGCUACCAGUGAAGCCCUUGUGCCGUUUCAAGUUGGUUUCAAAGCCUUGGCUGUCCUUAAUCUCGAAUCCCAAGUUCAUUGCCAUGCACUCCGAAGCCAUUGAGAAUAAUAAGGAUGUCUUCUCCCAAAGACGAAGGCUCGUAUUUACUGACGGGGAAAAUCAUUGUCUUUACUCUUUGGACCUGGAUCAAUUUCUUGACCACAACCACGCAGUUUUAAAGAAUCGAAAGCCUAAUGAAGAUGUUGAUGGUCCAGUAGCAGUAGCCACCGAGCUCGACUUCGUUUACAAUCUGUUUCCACUGGGACGACGCCGUUGGUUUCCCUUUAUCCAUUCUUGCAAUAGCUUGUUGUUGUCCGAGUCGUUUUAUGGGUACCAUUUGAUUAACCCUGUAGCCAAGGAAUUAAAGAAACUACCGAAGACACCAACAUGGAGAGUGAAGCCUGGUUUUGGGGACUUAUAUGGGUUCGGAUAUGAUUACUCUACUAAGGAAUAUAAGGUAGUUAUUGGGCAGUUCUUUUAUGGUCAUGGAACUGUGUUCAGUGUCUAUACAUUGGAAACUGAUUCUUGGCGACGGAUCAAGGGUCUUCCCUGCAUACCUACUCCAGAUCUAAGUCGUGAUGGGAUUGUGGUGAAUGGAGGUGUUCAUUGGUUAUUGAGGAGAGUCGCAGAUGAAUCGAUGCUGAUGAUCCUAUCUUUCACGCUAGCAGAAGACAAGUUUAGAAUAAUUCCACUACCUUCGUCAAUUGGGAGUACUGGAUCGAUUAAACUAGGGGUUUUUAGAGACUGGCUAUGUAUAACAUUUUCAUCAGCAUCCACCGAGGUAAAAACAUAUAACGAGUUUUGGGUUAUGAAGGAAUACGGAGUGAGAGAGUCAUGGACUAGAAUGCGAGUCUCCAUUCCGUAUCACACAUUAUCACAUUCUGGAUUUUGGAGAGGAUCUUAUGAUCUAAUGGUGUUUGAUAGAUCAUCCUUGGUUAUGUACAAUUUUAAUGAUGAGGAAUUUUGGACUUUACCAAUCAAGGAUAUUGGCAAAGUUGGUAGAUUUGGUAGUGUUGGUAUCUAUGUUGAGAGCCUUGCUUCGGUUAUUACUCAAGAUCGUGUAUAA
Fragaria vesca subsp. vesca is the source of this 1173-nucleotide messenger RNA. RefSeq names its product F-box/kelch-repeat protein At3g06240-like. The record is from RefSeq and is a predicted model, not a curated record. Gene Ontology annotation, molecular function: protein binding. NCBI's taxonomy places the organism in Eukaryota, Viridiplantae, Streptophyta, Magnoliopsida, Rosales, Rosaceae. The coding region runs from base 1 to 1173 and encodes 390 amino acids. The transcript has a single exon.